AAAAACUAUCAGGUGGUGUGGAUUCUGGGACAAAAAGAAACAAACCACGGGGUGUUUUAGUCAUUUUAAGAAUAUUAGAGUUAGCUAGGGCUUUUGGCUUUGCAUUUUCCACAUAUUUUUCUUUUUAGAAUUUUUGGCUGACACAUAUAUAGAAUGCGCCAUUAAGUUUGUUUAUAUUAUAAUUGUUGUUGUUUCUUGUGCUGCUCUGUUCUGCCUCUUGUUUUGCCAGGGCGAAAUCUCCCUAGUACCAUCUCUCUCUUUCACUACAUUUACAUGCUUUCUUAAAAGAGACUCAGAAUCUGUAGUAUUUUGCUAUGUGGAUCGGCUUUUGGUUCAAGUAAAUUUCCUGAUCAAAACGACUUCUGCUGAUCAUCCUCAACCCCCAAGUAGUUGUCUUUGUUCUGUUGAAGAAGUGCUUGAUCAAAUCCACAAACACUAGAAAACCCAUCUCUGGGGCUUUCUUGCAUUGAACAAAUAACAGAACCUGUUUGGUUUUCCUUACACAGUAGAGAUCAGAGAGUCAGAUAAAUCAUGAAUAGCUCUUCACCGAGCCAAGACAAAGAUACCCAGAGAAGCUGUACAGAUUGCCGAACAACAACAACACCUCUGUGGAGGAGCGGUCCAGCUGGUCCUAGGUCUCUUUGCAAUGCAUGCGGGAUCAGAUACAGAAAGAAAAGGAGGGAUCUUUUGGGUUUAAACAAAGGAGAAGAAAAGAGAAGAAGGAAGAAUAAGAAGAAAACUAUGAAAAGCAGUGGCAGUAAACUUGGUGUGUCGUUAAACCAGCUGGGAUUAAUGGCUAUACAAAGAGGGAUUACUGCCUUUGAGGAAAGCAUGCUAAAAGAGGAAGAACAAGCCGCUAUAAUGUUGAUGGCUUUAUCUUCUGAAUCCUUCCACAUCUUUGCUUAGAACAAACAGAGAAUUACUUGAAUCUUUUAUUUUCUUCAAUCUGUUAAUCAAUCGUUUCUUUCAGUCCUUACGGCUAUUUUUUAUGCUUUAGCGGCCAAGUCUUUAGGAAAAUAGCAUGGAAUGUUUAGAGAAAAGCAUGUGAGGUGUAUUUUGAGGGUUAAUACAAAUUAAAAUCUAAGAUCUGAAUA
Ziziphus jujuba (common jujube) is the source of this 1094-nucleotide messenger RNA. Its product is annotated as GATA transcription factor 15. The record is from RefSeq and is a predicted model, not a curated record. Gene Ontology annotation, biological process: regulation of DNA-templated transcription. The coding region runs from base 532 to 906 and encodes 124 amino acids. Gene Ontology annotation, molecular function: sequence-specific DNA binding; zinc ion binding. The transcript has 2 exons. NCBI's taxonomy places the organism in Eukaryota, Viridiplantae, Streptophyta, Magnoliopsida, Rosales, Rhamnaceae.